This is a messenger RNA of Trypanosoma rangeli, 7833 nucleotides long. RefSeq lists its product as uncharacterized. Gene Ontology annotation, biological process: regulation of translation; cellular response to amino acid starvation. Gene Ontology annotation, cellular component: cytosol. The coding region runs from base 1 to 7833 and encodes 2610 amino acids. NCBI's taxonomy places the organism in Eukaryota, Euglenozoa, Kinetoplastea, Trypanosomatida, Trypanosomatidae. The transcript has a single exon. Gene Ontology annotation, molecular function: protein kinase regulator activity. The record is from RefSeq and is a predicted model, not a curated record.
AUGGAUCUCUCCUCCAUUGUUGUGGCUCUUCAGGGAACCUCAUCUCUUGUGCCGCGUGCUGUGUCGGUGCUGUUCAACUAUGCGAACCCGCUCUCCGACAGGGAGGCGGCGAAGCUGUCCGAGUUUAUCAAGGAGCAACAGGAGACGGCCUUAGAGGCGAAUGAGGUACCGGAUAGCAUCAAACAACUCAUGGAACGACCGCUUCAGCGCUUGUCAGUUGUCACCGUUAUUCAGUGUGUAUUAGGCGUUGCAAAGAUUCCAAGCUUCCCUGUCAAGUAUCAGCGACGUCUUCAGCGGCAGCUUUUGCCUCUUAUCUGCAAGCGUGCAUCCCUGUCGCCAGAGGAAUGGAGCCAUGUGCUUCGUCAAACAGCGGUGCUUCCAAUGAGCCACUCCGCCACGGCACGUCAGUGUGCAGAAGAGGUGCUAAAGGCGGCGGCGCCAACGGUAUUUGCUCCUACUGAGCCGUCUGCCGAAGGCGGAGAGGCCAUCACGGAGGUGCAAAAACUGUUUCUAAAGAUAUUUGCUGCUGUUGUUUUGCAUUAUGCCAGGUAUUACACCACAAGUUCAAAGCGCUCCACAUUACAGAAUGUGCCUAUUGCGAAGAACAGUAAUAAGAAGUAUUUUAUGGGUUCUGUCCUUUUUAAGCGUCUUCGACGAAUACUGGACAUGAAUUGCGGUCACUUAAAGGAAAAGUGGUCUGUGUUCGUCCAGACGUUGUCACCAGCGGACGCGGUUAUACUUUCUGUAACGGCAACAUGGAGUUCUCCUGUAAAGAAUGGCACGAUACUGCAAGUGGUGAGGGGUUCUCCAGCGUUGUUGUUUCAACUCCUUUCUGAGCGACCCUCUCCUGGCGCAUUACAGGUUGAGGACCCUGAUGGUGUCAUGCUUGCUUGCAUGUACAACAUGGGGCUUACCAAUUGCACACGCGACAGCGCACUUGACUACCUUGUUCUACUGUUGGCGCUUUCUGAGGAGGAGAAAUCCGCAUUUUUUACGUCACACGGCAAGGACGGAUUUGUACAGUUACUAAUACCCUUUGUGAACAACAGCAAGGUUCUGACUUCUGCUGUGGCAGGGGAAUGGCAAAAUCUUUAUGCCUUGCUAUUUCUUCAUAUGAAAGCCGAGAAGGAAUUGCUACCUCUGUUUGCUCAGGCGGCCUCAUACCUUGUGCUAAACCGAUGCCGGAGUGUGAUUGAAAAGGCUUCCAUUAUAACUCUUACCACUGCCAUCAUGGACGCUGUUUCUGGGGCUGCACCAUUCGGGGCUGCAGCUUCCGAUUUGUCCCGAAUGAUCGAGCGUGAACUGGCGAGUCCUGCCAUUGAAACUGCCGCCGCAGCUUGGAAACUUCUUCGGGUGGCUGGAGUGGAAGACGAGGUUGCAGACGAAAUGCGCGCCGCGCUAAAGAGUGCCAACAACAAUGAACAACUUCGACGGGUGAUGUUACUGCAUAUUUCACCGCAGCGAGCACCACAGGAUGUCAUUAAUGGCCUUGUAGAGCCGCUUUUGGAGGAGUGUGAGGAAGUGGAGGUGUACCGAACAGAUGCGUUUUUGGCCUUGCGCAUUGCUGCACAGAGGCGAUUUAACGUGGUAUCACGGCUGUGUGGUAUUCUUUGUCAGGCGGAUGUAGUGUCCCCGCUGGGGAGAAACUUGGAUGAGCUAAAUGGUCUUGUGGAAACUGCAGUAACGCUUGCCAAACUCAGCUUAUUUGCCCCCAUCGCGCUUCUCUUAACCCACAAGAGUGGAUUAUUGCGGCAUCGUCUUUCCUCGUAUGUUGCGACGCUUUCAACAGAUGCAAACGCCUUAAUCGCUCUGUGGGACAGCCUGACACGCAUCGUAUUUGGGUUGGAAAAAAAGGAGAAACCUAAAAUUUUGUCCUCCAGCGCGGUUGGAGCACUGCUCCCAGUAGCCUCCGCACUGCUGCAACACACAGCGAAGACACCGGUAACGACGACACUCUGUGAAGUUCUUUUGUGUUGUGGGCAUGACCAUGUUCAGGGGGAAGAUCCAUAUUAUUUCCACACAACCUCGUUUCUACUUGGCCGUUAUCGGACGAGUUCAAGGGUGGUGCAGUCGUCGAUAUUUAAUCGACUUUUUGCAGGGGAGCACACACAUCUGCUAACGAUGCAUGGUGAUACACUUGUUACUAAACUCUGUGGUGAUUUCAGUGGUCCGACGCAUUUGAGUACCGCAGCCAGUCGUGGUUUGGUGCUCCUUCUGGGAUUUCUCACCAGCCCGCUGUCGUCGCAGCGAGCCUUUGAUACAUUGUUGGAGGUCACCAAAAAGUCAGUGGAUUACCUAAUUUCCCUUGAUGCACGUGACCGUGCCAUUGCGGCUUCCUCCGUCACGGCGCUGCACGAAUACGAAACGCAGGCGUUACGAGAACAACAGCUUCUCAAGACGUAUCCAGAGAAACCACCCAAGGGAAUGUCAGAGGACGACUACGAGGACAUGAAACGACGAGAUGCCAUUGCUCUUGAAAAGGGCCGCGGCGUGUUGCGCACGGAAAUUGAGAAACGGAAGCAUGUGAUUGAGGAUGCAAUACGACAAAAUAAGGUGCCCUUGGCGACUAUUCGUACGAUUGGAACCACAGGACACUUCCCUACCGAGGGGGUGGCAGUACUUUACCCGUACCUUCAGGCAACGCUGAACCGCAGCGAUGUUCCCGAGGUUCUUGAGCGUCUUCUUCUGGAUGCGAUUUCUGGCUUGCUUUCGAAAACGGUUUUUGCACCCAUGGCAGAGAACAUGGCGCGUACCGUAGCACAGCUGCAUAAUAAAACCAUACUCACAUUUGGGGAUGUGUCACAGAUCUCAACGAUGUCGCUCCACCUGCGUCAAGCUGUUACUCACAUGAUUGCUGCUCCGCUGUUUGUGGUGCUGCUACCAUUCUCACGGGUGGCGUUUAGAGCUGGCCGUGGCAGCAACGCCGUGCAGACGACUAUUCCUGUUGCAACGCAGCACCAGCUUAUGGGUGUACUUUUGCAAAAUCUUGGACAGUCGCAACUACCACAACCCACGGAGACGCUGCAACUGCUGACCAACAUCCUACAGAAUUUUCCUUCACUCUUUAAGAGUGUGCAGCAAGGCAUUAAUCUGCUUAUGGCGCUUAUUCCCGCGUCGCAUCUUGCGGCGCUCGAGCUAGGUCUAUUUAAUCCUGCGGACGCUGUCAAGGAGGUGGUUGCCUCCGCAUAUCAUCGCUUUUCUCACUUCCUGACGUGUCGCCGUGCGUUGGUCCUGGCGGCGGUUUCCCUGCAUGAUACAUCUACGGCGGUGGUGAAGGCGAUGCAAGUUGUUGCGCAGGAUAGAGCGUACGCCUUCUCGCUUGAGCCAAGUGAUUGGAAUGAUCUUCUUUACUUUUUAAAUAACUACGGCCAACAGCACGUGUCACACGCUGUGCGCAUUGGUGAAGCCAUGCGAAAACUCUUCUUGCUGCCCUCUACUACAGGGGCCCAACAAAAGUUGUGGCUUGAGGAUUUGAAAAGUAUCGCUGGACAAGGCGCUGUUGCCGCCAUUCAGGUUCUCUCUUCCUCCUUGAUCGGCGAUGCUUUUCAGAACGCCCUGUUGUUUUUGUGCGACAUGGCAGAGUCCCCUAGCACAGAACCACUUAUGCGACUUAUCCUCUCCUGUGGACGCGUGGUUUUGAACGACUGUGCGAUGGAUAUUCUACGGUCUCUGGCUCCAACACUUCAGACGCGGCUCGGUAAACCACCUAAGGAUCUCAGUAAUGCACAUAAGGAGCUCUACUUUGCCACCUCUACGGUGUGGCUAACGAUCAUUAGCUGUCGUCUCAAGGAGACGAAAUUGUUGGAAUCCAUUGUUGAGCAGCAGAGUAGCACGUUGAACAAGUCCAGCUCAGCGAUGGUGCAUCGAGCGGUGUGUACCUCGAUGGUGGAGAUCACAAAAAAUGCGGAAGUACGAGAGUCGUCAAAGCUGGAUGAGUUUGUGGAAAAGUGUUUGAAACAAGUCAUCCACUCCAGUUCCUACAUCAAGAAAAAAGCCCACGCCUAUGGGCUUGUCGGUGUUAUCCAGGGUUUGGGCCUUACCUCCCUGCGACGCUACCACAUUAUGGAGAUUAUGCAGAAGGCCGUCAAGGAGAAUCAGGCUGAGCGAACGGGAGUGAUGCUGCUCCUGGAGGUUCUUUCUGAGGAGAUGGGAUCCAAAUUUGAGCCCUACGCACUCGCCAUGUGCAGCGGUUUGCUUGAGGGUGUGGCCGACAAGGAUCCAAAGGUCUCGCAAUGUGCUGAUGACGCGUCACGUAUUAUGGUGAGUUCCUUGACUGCGGUGGGUCUACGGCAGCUUAUUCCUUGCUUGGUGGAUAGUCUUUCAGCAGAACAGGCCAAACUGCGCGUCCCUCCGCUAAAUUUUAUUGGUUAUGUCGCCUUUUGUUCUCCUAAACAAUUGGCCGCCACACUGCCAGAGAUUACAAAACACAUAAACGCUUGCCUCUUUGACGUCAAUCAUAAUGUUUCGAUGGCUGCGAUGAAUGCUUUGCGGCGUGUUGCAGGUGUGGUAUCAAACACAGAGAUUCGGGAGCAUGUGGAGUUGAUUCUCGCUGCGUUACGCUCUCCUAAUACGGAAACGGAGAAUGCUUUGGAUGCGUUGUUGUAUACGCGUUUUGUGAAUGCCGUGGAUCCCGCAUCGUUGGCUCUUAUUAUACCUAUCCUUUCACGUGGCCUUAGUAGCCAAAUGCCACAUCUCCGUCCGAAGGCAGCCCAAAUUGUGGCAUCUAUGGUGAACCUUGUCAAUGACCCGAAGUCUCUCAAACCCUACUCUGAAGAACUUGUAAAGCUACUUGAGGAGGCCGCAAUGGAUCCCAUGUCGGAGGCUCGUACAACCAGCGCCAAGGCUGUUGCAGCUCUUUCUGCUGCCAUUGGUGGGAAAAUGGUGGAUGAUAUUGUGGCCUGGUGUUUUGCGAUUCUACAAAAGGCACAUGUUAGCACGAUUGAAAAGGCGGGUGCCGCUCAGGUGUUUGUGGAAGUUGUAGAAAGUUGUGGGGAUUCCAUUUUAUACGACUCAUUCCCCACGAUUGAGGCAGGUAUGUUGGAUGAGCGACCUCUUGUACGUGAAGGAUUUUUACACAUCAUGGUGUACGCGCCUUCCACCUUCAGCCCGGCCAACUUUCAGAGAUUUUUGCCACUGUCCUUCCCAUGGGUGCUUGAAGGUCUCUCACACUUUUCUGAUCGUGUGCGGGAUGUGGCACUGGUGGCAGGAUCAGGUGUCAUUAACUUGUACGGCACACGGAAUCUUUCGUUGGUGCUUGAGCCUUUGCUGUCUGGUGUGGUAAGUGAGGUGACGACGUUGCGUCAGAGUUCCAUGUUGCUCGCAUCGAAGCUGCUUAUUCACUUGGUGCAGCAGAUUCGUAAGAAGAUGCGCAUUAAUGUGGCCAAGGAGAAUUUGGCUGGGGACCAAGACAAGAUGAAAGAGUUGGAACAAAUGUUAGAGCAAGAAGGCGAGGGAGAGGGGGAUGCCGAAUCCGGUGGUAUACUGCAGAUGGAGGUUGCACGCGAUGUGGAGAAGCGUGGCAUCUCCAUUCUUGGUUCUCUUGAAGAAAUGUUGGGAACGGAGAGCUUCACGCGAUUGUUGGCCGCGAUGUACUGUGGUCGUCAUGAACGUAAUCUAGAGGUUCGCACAGGCACAAAUAAUGCAUGGCAGACGUGUGUGGCGAGUCUUCGUGGUGCCGUGAAGAAGAUAUUUAAUGGCCUAGUCAAUGUCCUCAUAUUAUUUGCUUCGUCCGAAAAUUUGGAUUGUGUAGAGAUGGCCACAAAAACGAUUGAGUUUACUUCCCGCCUGAAUGAGAUGAUCGAACAGUUAAUUGAGGCUCUCUGUGACCGUUACAAGGACAACAAUCGUAGAAGCAAACUUGGAGCACUUGUGUGCCUUGCUAACGUUGUGGUGUACAUUGACUCGCGUCGCCUCAUUGGGAUGGGCGGCCAGAUUGUGGGGUGUGUGCUUCCCGGUAUGCAGGACAAAGACCCGCAGGUGCAGGAGUGCGCGCGUGAUGUGUUUGCGAAGGUCUCCAGGUCGGUUGGUCCACGUCUUAUUGAGGAUGCCAUUGAGGCACAAAUUGAGACCUCCGUGCGCGGUGUGGUGGAGGUGGUGAAGGUCAAACCAGGCGCGGCGCUUGGCAUUAUCUUCAAGCAUCUUGCUCAGCGAUCUGUGUACACACAAGACAAUCUGGAGCUGCUCGAUGCCAUACUUGACGUGGAUGAGGCUUAUGAGCAGCUACGCCGGUUCACCGAUACCAUUAGUCAAACACUUCUAGCAUUUCUUGUGCAGGGGCUUGAUGGGGCGAGCGAAACCUACCAAAAGUUCAUUGAAGGUUUACCCCGUGAAUUUGAGCACUUGCCAAUGGAACACUGGGAAAAAGGACUUUGUUCUCCGGCGACACAACGUGGCGCACUUCUCGCGGCAGAGGCGUAUGGCUUGGGUGUCUCAUUUGACCAUAUUGAGGGCCUCUCCGCGGUGUUUCGGGCUGCCAUUGAGGUACUUGGGAGCGAGAAGGAUGAAAUGCGAGGUAUUGCGAUUUCUAUGAUCCCGCGCCUUAUUGCAUCACUCGAGCAACGUGUGGUGGAGUCUCUGGAGGAAGAAGAGCAACAGGAUCUUACCACAAGCAAGCGCGCUGCUGGUCGCUAUUUGUUGCAAUACUUGGAUUUGUUUCAAAACACGUUGGGGGCUACGGCUCGUGCAGUGGUUACAGAGGCGAAUCCGGAAUUCGGUGUUCUUGGCGAGGGCGAACCCACGCGACUGUUUGACGUUUUCAUGACAUUCUAUAACAGGGGUCUUGAUUACGGCACCUCCAUGCAAAAGGUACAGGCAGUGGAGUGUAUUCAGGAUCUUUUGACGUUUGCACCGCGGCGUGUGAGCGCGGGUGCCGCCAACACCGUCGCUGGCCGCUGCUCAAAGGUGCUGUUUACAAGAAAUGAGGGAGCUGUUGUUCUUGCGCUUGUGAGACUGUGCCUGCAGCUGAUGAAUUACCCCGCCAGCGGAAAGGAGAAAAUGGUGGAGGGCACCAUGGCACUUGCAAUGUUUAAUGCGUCUCUCUGUGACACCGGCGAGGCUCGUGUGUUGGCGCUCCGUGUCGUCAUUCAGUUGCUACGGAGGUCUGAGAGGUAUGCUGAUAUUAUCCUUGGCACGGUGGUUACAAAGAAGGCGGCGGUUGACAGCCCUUUGCUUUGUGGCGUUAUGUGCCGUUUCAUCUCCGUUGUCAUACGGUACGGUCGCUUUACCAAGGCCCUGAGCCACAUUGCGAAACUAUUGGACUUUGUCUUGCCCAUCUGGGAACGGGCAGAGACGCCAGCAACUACAGCUGUCGCCGGUGUGGCCGUGGCGGCGUUGUGCAAGUCGGCGAGUAUUACUGAUGGGCAGCUUGCUGAGCUCCAAAAGAGGGCGCUGGUAAUGAUGGCUUCCAGGGGUAAUGGGGCUCUUGGCGGGUUUGCGUUUGCGUACUCGCUUGUUACCUGUUGCAUGGAGCGCGUGGAACCGGCAUUCAUUCGUGCCGCGGUGGACGGCGUGCGGACGGCGGCGAGCGUCGGCGCCAGCGACAAGUUGAGCAUCACUUGGCUGCUGCGCGCUGCUGCUGCCCUGGCCAGCACCGGACUCCUGCAAACAUCUGAUCUUAAGCCGGAAGUGUACGUCCCCAUGCUGCGUCGUGUGGACGUGAACGACGAGCUGAUGAUGAGUACGGCGCAGUAUUACUAUGACGUGCUGACAGAGAGGUUCCCUGAGGCGGUGAAUGCGGUGGCGAAUCUCCCGCACGAGCAAAGCACGCAGUGGGACGUUGUGGGCCACUUUGACGCCGACCUCGACGACGAGGUGGCCGCUGACACGGUGUACUAG